GCGGGAAGCGCGCGCGCGGGCGGCGGCGGCAGCAGGAUGGGCGGCCUGGGGCCCCUCGGCGGCGACCCCGCGGACCCUCCCCUCGGCGCGCCGCCUCCGCAGCCGGGCGCUCGAGCGGGCGGCGUGUAGGUAGGCGAGCGGGCGCCAGCCGAGGAGCCGACGGCUUCACCCCACCCCUGGCCACUCCGCAGCUCGAGCCGCCGCCCCGGGGCGCUUCCGAGGCCCCGCAGGAGGGACCAUGAAAGUGAGGUCGGCCACUGGCGAUGGAGAUGCGUUGUGUGUUACAGAAGAGGAGCUGGCUGGUGACGAUGAGGACAUGCCGACCUUCCCAUGCACACAAGAAGGCCGGCCGGGGCCCCGCUGCAGCCGCUGCCAGAAGAACCUGUCUUUGCACACAUCGGUGCGAAUUCUUUACCUCUUCCUGGCCCUGCUCCUGGUGGCCGUGGCCGUGCUGGCCUCUCUAGUUUUCAGGAAAGUGGACUCUCUCUCAGAAGACAUCUCCCUGGCCCGGGCCAUUUAUGACAAGAAACUUUUGUCUAUGCAGGAAAACCUCCAAGGACUGGAUCUAAAAGCCCCAAACAACUGUUCUUUCUGCCACGAGGCUGGGCAGCUGGAGCAAGAAAUCAGAAAACUGCAGGAGGAGCUGGAGGGAAUUCAGAAGAUGCUCCUGGCCCAGGAGGUACAGCUGGACCAGACCUCUCAGACCCACGAGCUGCUCUCCACCACCAGCAGUCAGAUCUCCCAGGAGAUGGGCAGCUGUUCCUUUUCCAUCCACCAGGUCAACCAGUCUCUGGGGCUCUUUCUUGCCCAGGUGAGAGGCUGGCAGGCCACCACGGCCGGCCUGGACCUCUCUCUGAAGGACCUCACCCAGGACUGCUAUGACGUCAAGGCUACAGUCCACCAGAUCAACUUCACUGUGGGGCAGACCUCGGAGUGGAUCCACGGGAUCCAGCGCAAAACUGAUGAGGAGACCCUGACCCUCCAGAAGAUGGUCACCGACUGGCAGAACUACACCCGGCUCUUCAGUGGCCUGCGCACCAUCUCAGCCAAGACCGGAGAAGCGGUCAAGAACAUCCAGGCCACCCUGGGGGUCUCCUCGCAGCGCAUCAGCCAGAAUGCUGAGAGCGCGCACGACUUGGUGCUGCAGGUCAUGGGCCUGCAGCUGCAGCUGGAUAACAUCUCGUCCUUCCUGGACGACCACGAGGAGAACAUGCACGAUCUGCAGUACCACACCCGCUAUGCCCAGAACCGCACUGUGGAGAGGUUCGAGACGCUGGAAGGACGCAUGGCUUCACAUGAGAUUGAGAUCAGCACCAUCUUCACCAACAUCAAUGCCACCGACAACCACGUGCACAGCAUGCUCAAAUACCUGGAUGACGUGCGGCUCUCCUGCACGCUGGGCUUCCACACGCACGCUGAGGAGCUCUACUACCUGAACAAGUCUGUCUCUCUCAUGCUGGGCACCACAGACCUGCUCCGGGAGCGUUUCAGCCUGCUCAGUGCGCGGCUGGACUUCAACGUCCGCAACCUCUCCAUGAUCGUGGAGGAGAUGAAGGCUGUGGACACGCAGCAUGGAGAAAUCCUUCGCAACGUGACCAUCGUAAGAGGUGCCCCUGGCCCUCCAGGACCAAGAGGACUCAAAGGAGACAUGGGCAUGAAAGGACCCAUUGGCAGCAGAGGACCCAAAGGAGACCCUGGCAGCUUGGGCCCACCGGGACCCCAGGGUCCUCAGGGACAGCCUGGAGACACAGGACCUGUGGGAGAAAGGGGUCCGGUUGGCCUUCGAGGUUUCCCAGGCCUCAAAGGCUCAAAGGGAAGCUUUGGAAAUGGAGGCCCAAGAGGACAGCCAGGCCCCAAGGGGGAUGUGGGGCCCGCAGGAUCAGAGGGAUCCCCAGGGUCUCCAGGACCCCCCGGGCCUCAGGGAAAACCAGGAAUUGCUGGGAAGACAGGGUCGCCGGGCCAGCGGGGGCCCAUGGGGCUUAAGGGUGAACCAGGGAUACAGGGGCCCCCAGGACUCCCAGGGCCCCCAGGCCCACCAGGAAGCCAGAGCCUCUACUAAAAGCCCCAGUCCCAGACACGGCUAUGCAGAAUGGCAGGAAGGGUCCCAGGGCAGAGCAAGCCGCCCAGAAAGCCACACCUAUAGAUAGUGGUGGUAAUUUGAUCCCAAAGGGGCUUCCCCCCACCGGCCUGCCCCUGCACCUAUGGGCUCCCCAGUACUGACUGUACCAUAGAAAGCAGCCCCUCAUGCACACACGCACACACACACGUACACACACACACCUUUCUCUGCUGGCCAGGGGAGCCAACCAGGUUUCCCAGGCUGGGCAGGAGGAGAGGGCGGGAGGACACAUCCCCUGUCCUGUGACUGAGCCUGCCAGGGAGGUGACUACCUUGGGAAGAAGGUCUUGAACCUAUUUCUGAAUUGCUGACCCACUCAGUUUUCCAGCAUCUUCAGAACCAACCUAGCUAGCAGUUCCCUGUGGCUCCCAGCGGUUGGGAAGACUCAGGAAAACCUUUGCAGAAGAUGUAGUACAAACUCUAGGGACAAGAGGGAUUUGGCCACCCAAACACUCUCCUCCUAAGCAUGGGAACAGAGUCCCAGGAGCUGCCCCUGCCUUACACAGAUCAGAGGGUCCCCACCUGUGCUGCUGUCCUUAGGCUCUGGGCACCAUGGUCCCAGGAGUUGCACAAUUUUUUCAUGUCUCCAGAAAGUUCUUCCACAUCAUCCUUGCCCUCCUUCUCCCAGGAGCAUCCCAGAAGAAUGCAAGCAGGAGUCUCAUCUGCAUGGGAAGACUAUCUAGGCCCUGGAACAUUCUGCCAGAGUGGUGCCCUGCAGCUGGGACCCUGAAGAAAGGUGGGGGUGGGGGGCAGGAUCAAGUGUGAAGAGGCUGGGGUCACCGGGCUGUGUGUGGGGCUGGCUCCCUUGCUCCGAGCCAGGCUGGCCUGCUCCAUUCCCCUCUGUGGGGCUGACGGAGAUGGGCCCCCUCUGUGGUGGCUGAGGGAGAUGGGCCCUCUCUGUGGUGGCUGACGGAGGGUCAACCCCGGCAGCUCUCCCCUCCUGCACCUGGCUCUCCUGCCCACAGCCGCCCUCUGAUCUCCCCCAAACAUGACUCAGAACAGCCGAGGCCUCUCUGCUUGAGCAGCAGGACUGGACUCGAAGACAGAAGGGCCUGAAUGUCCACAGGGGACUCACUUUGACAUCACCCCUCACCCCCUUCCUGUGCACAGGCACAGAAGGGAGCUCUGGGACAUCCCCCCAGCCUGGUCCCGAGGCUAAACUGGUUGUCAAGCUGCCCUCCUUUGGGUUUGACAGAUUCCCGCCACUCCUGGGCUGGGGGCAUGGAGCUGUCUCCUCCCCGGCCCCGACUCAGACUCCAGCUCCUUCCUUCCUUCCAAAAGCCUCACAAUGCCACCUCCCUUCUCGUCAUAGGUGUGCAACUGGCUUGCACUCCCGCCUGCCCCCACUGCCAUGUAAUCCUGUCUACCUAUGAUAUCAUGAGACAUAGUAUUACUGACUCAGUAAAGAUCUCUUUCCAGAAGGGAGGUGUCUUCUGGUCCUUUCUGCCCCCAAAGGGGCAUUAAUGCUUUCAGGAGCUCUGCCUCACCUGUCCUGGAAAGAGAACCAGUGGACGAGGAGGUCCCCCAGAUACUCAGUGUGGAGUUUGGGUCUCCCCCUCUGCCCCUCCAUCUAGAAAUACUGAGUUCUACCAGGAGCUCACAGUUGUCCCGUUGGGGCCAGGGACCAAGAGGAUAUGGGGGAAUUACCCACAAUGAGUAGGAGCCCAGUGGGCUGAAAUGGACCAGGCCAAAAUGGGUCCUGGACAUCUAAGGGAUACCUUCCCGAGGCUUCCCUCUCCUGCCUCUAAGACUGGCAGGUAAAAGAGAAAAGGAGGAAGAGACCAGGCUAGACCCCCAAAGGCCUGGCUUUCCAGGAACCCCAGGAAACAGAAGACAAUGGGGUACCCUGAGAAUCAGCCACGCCUGCCCCAGGAGGCUGGAGUGUGUGAGGGGAGCUCGGCCCUCGGGGGCUGGCUUGGAAAGCACAAGUCUAAGUCCAUCUAGGCUGCUACCAAAAAAAACCACAGACUGCUGACUUACAAACAACAGACAUCUAUUUCUCACAGUUCUGGAGGCUAAAAGUUCAUGAUCAAGGUACUGGCAGGCUUAGAGUCUGGUGAGGCCCUGCUUCCUGGCUCAUAGCUGGUCACAUGCUCACUGAGCCCUCACAGGGAAGGAAGUGGGAGGGAGCUCUCCCGAGUCAUUAAUUCCAUUCAUAAGGGCUCCACCCUCAAGACCCAGACACUUUCUAAAAGCUCCAUCUCCUAAUACCUCCACACUGGAGGUUAGGGUUUCAAUAGAUAAAUUUUGGGGAGGCACAAUUGUCUGUGGUAAGUAACACAAUGUAUUCAUUUGCUAGUGAAACACGGCCUCGUGUAAGUCCUAUGCCCUGUUUUGCUUUUGUAUUUUGCGUUUUUGUAUUUUUGUAUUUUCUCCAGAGAAACAAAACCAAUAGACUAUCCAGUAGUCCCCUGCUAUCUGUGAAGGAUAUGUUCCCAGACCUGCAGUGGGUGCCUAAAACCACAGAUAGUCCUAGACCCUAUAUAUAUUUUGCUUUUUUUCCCCAAAUAUACAUACCUAUGAUAAAGUUUAAUUUAUAAAUUAGGCACAGUUCAGAGGUUCACAACAAUAAUAAAUAGAACAAUUAUAACAAUCUGCUAUAAUAAAAUUCUAAGAUUA
Messenger RNA from Mustela lutreola (European mink), 4737 nucleotides. It is a transcript of the gene SCARA3, whose product is annotated as scavenger receptor class A member 3. NCBI's taxonomy places the organism in Eukaryota, Metazoa, Chordata, Mammalia, Carnivora, Mustelidae. The record is from RefSeq and is a predicted model, not a curated record. The coding region runs from base 239 to 2059 and encodes 606 amino acids. The transcript is spliced from 6 exons.